Ipomoea triloba (trilobed morning glory) is the source of this 798-nucleotide messenger RNA. RefSeq lists its product as uncharacterized. NCBI's taxonomy places the organism in Eukaryota, Viridiplantae, Streptophyta, Magnoliopsida, Solanales, Convolvulaceae. The transcript has a single exon. Bases 1 to 798 code for a protein of 265 amino acids. The record is from RefSeq and is a predicted model, not a curated record.
AUGAUUGUGACGUCCUGGAAUUGUCGAGGCGUGGGGAACCGGGAAAUGAUUCGCCAUACUAAAUUCCUUCUUUCUAAGAAGGAGGUGGGGGCGAUUUGUUUCCUUGAGACCAAAACGAACAAGGCGGAUAAACUGCUCACGUUGUUAAGUAAGUUGGGUUUUGAUAACUAUUUCAUGGUUGACACUCUUGGUUUUGUAGGGGGUCUACUUUUAGUUUGGAACAAAAGUAUGCUAAACCUCGAGGUGAUUGAUAGUAAUUCUCAGACUAUCCAUUGCAAGGUGUUUGAGGGAGGGACUACCCAUCUCCAUGUGUCCUUCGCGUAUGUGCGCCCCAACCCAAGAGCCAAUGAGUUAUUUUGGAUAGAAUGUAAGACUUUUAGUGACGCUCUGUCAGGGCCGUGGGUUAUGAUGGGGGACUUCAGUGACAUUGCUAGUUUGAAUGAUCACUGGGGGAGCGAACAGAUCAACAUGAGUAAUUUAGAUCGAUUCUGUUCAGCGUAUAGUGACUGUGGUCUUAUGGAGGUUAGCUCAACCGGGCCUAACUUCACUUGGCUUAGACAAAUUGGAGGGCGCACGGUUACCAGGAAGAAGUUGGAUCACGUUUUCUGGAACCUCGAAGCUCAGGAAGCCUUUCCCGAAGCCAAAGCUAGAGUUCUUGCUAGAACACACUCAGACCACCACCCCAUCUCAUUUGACAGCAGGGCAGGUGCGGCUCCGGAUAGGUCAGCCAGGCCAUUCCGGUUCGAGGCGGCGUGGAUUUCUCCUGAAGACUAUAAGGAGAUUUGGAGGAAAGCUUAG